AAGAAAUCAGAGUCUAUUUAAAGAGAAGUAGCCCCGGAUUCUGCAGCCGUGUGACUCCCGGCUUUGCGCACCGCUCCUAGCUGCGCCAAAUCCAGCCUGCCUGUGCACCAGCACGGCUCCUGACGGCGGUGAGGAUGCGGACUUCUCUGGCGGUGUGUUGCUGCGUCUUUGCGCUGCAAUGCCUGCAGAGCACACUUUGUCUUCCAGUGCGGGGAUCCAGCAGGUACAAAGCACCGGUGUCUGAGAAGUUCCCGGACCUGAAGAAGAGGGGGAAGCUUUCUCACUCUCAGGAUUUUGUAAAGGAGACAAGUUUGCAGACCAACACCUCUAACACUUGGAGCCGACCCCGCUGUGGCGUACCGGACUACCCCACCCAGAAGGAGGUGCAUUAUCGGGGGCGACAGAGACGCUUCGUCCUGUAUGGAGGACGUUUGGAGAAGACAGACCUCACCUACAGGAUAGUUCGGUUUCCCUGGCAGAUAGGCGAGGAGAAGGUUCGACGUGUCUUUCAGGAAGCUCUGAAAAUCUGGAGUGAUGUCACCCCACUCACCUUCACAGAGAUCCACAGUGGGAAGGCCGAUAUCCGGAUCGACUUCACAAGGUACUGGCAUGGAGACAACCUUCCCUUCGAUGGCCCGGGUGGGAUUCUUGCUCACGCCUUUUUCCCCAAAACCCACCGACAAGGCGACAUUCACUUCGACUACGACGAGUCCUGGACCCUCGGAAACCACAUGGGCACAGACCUUCUCCAGGUCGCCGCCCAUGAGUUCGGGCACGUCCUUGGCCUGCAGCACUCUCGCGAGCCUGGGGCCAUCAUGUCCGCAUACUACUCCUUCUCCUACCCUUUGAGACUAAGCGAGGAUGACAAGCGUGGCAUCCAGUACCUAUACGGCGCUCUACCGCAAGUUCUGCCCUCUCCGCCACCCCCGCCUCCACCUCAAUCCAACCCCGAGACCAACGAGAUCGUCACUAAUCCUGACGCCUGCCAGACAGACUUUGAUGCCGUGUCUAUGAUCCGAGGGGAGCUGUUCUUCUUUAAGUCAGGCUACGUGUGGCGGAUCAGGGAUGGGCAUCUGGAGAGCGGUUACCCAGCGCUGGCGUCCCGUCACUGGAGGGGGAUUCCCAACAACAUCGACGCAGCCUUUGAAGACAAGUCAGGGAAUAUUUGGUUCUUUCAAGGUGAGAAUUACUGGGUGUUCGAUGCCGAGAUGCAGAUCCGAGGGCCGGAGUCCAUCAGGAGUUUGGGUCUGUCGGUGUCUGGGAUCCAGGCGGCGCUGCGAUGGGGCCACGACUCAAGCUACAACACCUAUUUCUUCAAGUCAGGCAGCUACUGGAAGUUCAGCCCCCGAGAGAACAGGGUGGAGUCCGUCUACCCACGCAGCAUGCAGGACUGGAGCGGCAUCCCCGACGACGUGGACGCCACUUUCAGGGAUAUCUACGGCUACGCUCACUUUGUCCGAGGUCGACAGUACUGGAAGUUUGAUCCCGUUGGCAUGAACUCUUUGGAGGGCUAUCCCCGCUACAUUGGCAUGGACUUCUUCGGCUGUAGAAACAUUUGAGCUAUGGAGAACAAGAGCGAUAUUUAUGACUAUGAAGAGGAGUUCUUGAAGCAAUGACGUUUGUGUGCUCAUCCUACGGAUUAAAGGAUGGCAAUAUAUCCGUUUAUGCUUUCCUCCAUUUAUUACACCUUCUUCUCAGGAAAACCAAGUAAUUGAGCAGCAGCAGCAGCGAUGGCUCACAGCUUCACUCAGGAGUAUUUUCAGAUCCCCGUGGUGACACGAGCAUACACCACCGCCUGCGUCCUCACCACUGCUGCUGUGCAACUUGAGGUCAUUACCCCCUUCCAGCUGUAUUUUAACCCAGACCUCAUAAUCAGACGAUACCAGAUAUGGCGCCUGAUAACCAGCUUCCUCUUCUUUGGUUCUGUUGGAUUCAGCUUCGUGUUCAACAUCAUCUUUCUGUACCGAUACUGUCGGAUGCUGGAGGAAGGCUGUUUCCGGGGAAGGACGGCAGAUUUUGUUUUCAUGUUCCUGUUUGGAGGAACCGUGAUGACUCUGUUCGGUCUGAUCGCCAACGUCUUCUUCCUGGGCCAGGCCUUCAUCAUCAUGCUGGUGUAUGUGUGGAGUAGAAGACAUCCGUUCGUACGCAUGAACUUCUUCGGCCUCCUGAACUUCCAGGCGCCUUUCCUCCCUUGGGUGCUAAUGGGAUUUUCGCUGCUGCUCGGAAACUCCAUUGUGGUGGACCUCCUAGGUAUCAGUGUGGGUCACAUGUACUACUUCCUGGAAGACGUUUUUCCAAACCAGCUGGGAGGACGGAGACUGCUGAUGACGCCAGAGCUUCUGCGGGCCAUGUUUGAUCAGCCGGAAGACCCAGACUACCGUCUGCUCCAUGAAGAACAGCAGGAUGGAGAUCUGAUGCAGGACGAGGAGCCGCAAGACUAACAAUACAAGUCCCCAAAAGUCUGGAUAAAUCUGAAGACACAGGAAGACAGUUACAAGAUGUGGAUCUGUGGAGCCCUGACUCGUUGCAGAAUGCAGUAAAGACAUUUGAAAAUUGA
Messenger RNA from Eleginops maclovinus (Patagonian blennie), 2557 nucleotides. It is a transcript of the gene mmp11a, whose product is annotated as matrix metallopeptidase 11a. The transcript is spliced from 15 exons. Gene Ontology annotation, molecular function: metalloendopeptidase activity; zinc ion binding; ubiquitin-specific protease binding. Gene Ontology annotation, biological process: endoplasmic reticulum unfolded protein response. Gene Ontology annotation, cellular component: Hrd1p ubiquitin ligase ERAD-L complex; extracellular matrix; endoplasmic reticulum membrane. NCBI's taxonomy places the organism in Eukaryota, Metazoa, Chordata, Actinopteri, Perciformes, Eleginopidae. The record is from RefSeq and is a predicted model, not a curated record.